GGAAUUGGAAUAAGCAUUUAGAGAUAUGCAAAUCACGAAACAAAAAAACGAGCCUCUUCAAAGUAUUGUUAGCCACUUUUUGGCCAGAAUAUUUAUAUCUCGGCUUCCUUCUAGCAACAAUGGAUCUAAUAUUUCGCUUGAUACAACCUAUUAUGUUGGGAUAUCUUUUAGAUUAUUUCAAACCAAACCAGACGACCACAACGAAAACUGACGCUUUAUGGUAUGCAGGUGCUGUAGUCGCCUUAAACACUAUCAGUGCUCUUUUCAUCAAUCAAUAUAUUAUGGAUGCUUUUCAUUAUGGGAUGAAAGUCAGAGCAGCUGUUUGUGCCUUAAUUUAUAGAAAAGCCCUGAGACUGAGCAAGACUGCCCUUGGAGACACUGCAUCUGGUAAAAUAGUAAAUUUGCUAUCGAAUGAUGUAAGCAGAUUUGAUAUCGUUUCGAUAUUCAUUCAUCACAUGUGGGUGGCGCCUACGUCUUCUAUUAUCAUCAUGUACUUUCUCUGGGCAGAAGCUGGUUAUGCUGGAAUUUUGGGAAUUAUAGCAGUUUUUUGCGUUGUCCCAUUACAAGCAUACACUGGAAAACUGGCAGCUCUGUACCGAAAACAAACCGCUUUGAAAACAGAUGAAAGAGUCAGGAUGAUGGACGAAGUGAUUUCUGGAGUUCAAGUUAUCAAGCUGUAUGCUUGGGAGAAACCUUUUGAAAAACUAAUCGAAUUAGCAAGGAAGGCAGAGCUUAAAGUUGUGAUAAAAUCAUCAUACGUGAGAGCUCUAUUCAUGACUUUCAACUUGUUCACUACUAGAGCAGCUCUGUUUUGCACAUUGUUGACUAUGGCUCUUACUGAUCAAGAAAUCACAGCUAGAAAGGCCUUUGUAUUCAUGUCAUACUUCAAUAUAAUGUCUCAAACAAUGUCUUCCAUGUUCGUACGUGGUAUAUCUGAAAUAGCGGAGCUGUUUGUUUCUAUCAAAAGACUGCAAGGUUUUAUGAAUAGCGAGGAGUUCCAAGGUAUUGUGAAUACUCAAAACAACAACGAUAUCAAAUUCAGCAAUACUAAGCAACCGGUCAUCCUGAGGGAUCUCACUGCUAAAUGGAAUUUAGCUUCAUCUGAUACUGCUCUGAAUAAUGUCAAUUUGAAAGUGAACAAGGGAUCAUUGGUUGGAAUCAUUGGACCAGUUGGUAGUGGAAAAAGUUCCCUACUGCAAGCAAUUUUAGGUAAGUGACCCGUUGUGUCCAGAUGUC
Molecule: messenger RNA, 1236 nt
Organism: Leptinotarsa decemlineata (Colorado potato beetle)
Lineage: Eukaryota; Metazoa; Arthropoda; Insecta; Coleoptera; Chrysomelidae
Product: ATP-binding cassette sub-family C member 4
Biological process (GO): transmembrane transport
Cellular component (GO): membrane
Molecular function (GO): ABC-type transporter activity; ATP binding; ATP hydrolysis activity
Source: RefSeq, a predicted model, not a curated record